AUGGCUCUAAUGUUGUUGCCACUUUUCACGCUACUGGCGGUCUCCAAUGCCGCAGUACCAUACAACUUCGACCCUAGAAUCAUCAAUGGCGAAGCUGUGAAAACUGGCGACAUACCGUAUCAGGCGUCGCUUCAAUUAAAAGCAUCGAAUCGUCACUUUUGCGGCGGGUCGGUGCUCAAUGCGAAUUACGUUCUCACGGCAGCGCACUGUGUCGUAAGACAAGCGCCUAACACGAUGGAGGUUGUUGUCGGCACUGUGGACGUCGAUAACCGAGUAUCGGUGCACCAGGUUGAAAAGAUCAUUACCCAUGAAAAAUACUCUGCCGAAGACUCAUAUGUGAACGAUAUAGCCUUGAUCAAGGUGAAAACAAGAUUCGUGACCAGCAGACAAAUAGCCCCGGUUCCUCUGCCGAAAGUAAACGAAGUUAUCCCAGCCAAAUCGCUGGCUGUAGUGUCAGGAUGGGGUUCCGACAAAUAUGGCGGAGCAACGACAAAGCAACUGAUGAAGGCGCGUAUCUUGAUAGCCGAUCAGACAAAAUGCAGAAAGGUUUACAAGACGUUGAUGAUGAACAUUUACGACUCCCACAUCUGCGCUAAUGAUCCUUCGGUUGAAAAAGGAGCGUGCAACGGUGACUCUGGUGGCCCACUGACUGUUGAUGGAAAGAUCGUUGGCAUUGUGUCCUGGUCGAUGGCGUGUGCACUCACCAAGUAUCCCACAGUUUACACUCGCGUCACGUCUCACUUGGGCUGGAUUAAACAGAAUGCAGUUUGAUUCGAGGCAGUUUAAACGAACUAAAUUGUCUGAAACGCGUUUGAAAGUCUCGACUACGUUUCUGCGAAUGCAUCUACACGAUAGUUUCGAAAAUAAAAACUAAUAAGAGUACUAUUAAUCUUGUG
Molecule: messenger RNA, 896 nt
Organism: Colletes gigas
Lineage: Eukaryota; Metazoa; Arthropoda; Insecta; Hymenoptera; Colletidae
Product: trypsin-1-like
Exons: 7
Coding region: 1-771 (256 amino acids)
Biological process (GO): proteolysis
Molecular function (GO): serine-type endopeptidase activity
Source: RefSeq, a predicted model, not a curated record